Molecule: messenger RNA, 345 nt
Organism: Striga asiatica
Lineage: Eukaryota; Viridiplantae; Streptophyta; Magnoliopsida; Lamiales; Orobanchaceae
Source: the annotation of a GenBank genome assembly
AUGCGUACUCACUGUAUACCUUAUGGGCGGAGAGACAAGUAUGAGCAAUUUAAGAUAAGGCAUAGGGUGAUGCGGGACAUGAUUAAAAAGCAUGGAAUCAAAUAUUGUUGUGAGAGUGGUAUGAUGUGGGGACCAGUAGAAGCAUGGAAUACGGUGUUUAGGGUCGACCCUAUCAGUGUGGCCUAUAAAACUCUUGGAGACCCCUUAUGGGUAGAGUUGCAGCAAAUGUUUGGAGAGGUCAACGAGGAAACAGUCCAUCCGGCUGUGCAAAGUAGCGCUGGGAAUGGCUUUAUGCCUGUUCAGGUUGAUGUCGAUAGCCUGAAAGGAAAGCAUCCACUUGAGUAA